AUGGGUCGGCCGGAGCAUGGGCACGAAUUACAGAUCUACUUGACUACUACGGAGGGGGCCAUUAGCGCGGCCUUAGUACAGGAGGCUCCUCAUUUCAAGCUGGUGUACUUUGUUAGUAGAAGUUUGAAAGAGGCAGAGUUGAGAUACCAACAGUUGGAAAAAGUGGUCCUGUCCCUAAUUUACGCUGCUCGGCGGUUACGACCAUACUUCCAAGGGUUUCAAGUUGUGGUACGAACGGAUUACCCGAUAGCCAAGAUCUUACGAAAACCAGAUUUGGCAGGACGGAUGAUAGGAUGGUCGGUAGAAUUAUCGGAGUUUGGGUUGAAGUACGAGCCGAGGGGGUCGGUGCGGGGCCAACAUCUAGCAGAUUUUGCGGUUGAUCUACCCCCUGAGGGGGAUGAAUUCUAUUGGAAACUCUCGGUGGAUGGGUCGUCUAACCGAAGGGGGGGAGGAGCAGGGGUGGUCCUAGAGGGAUCGAACGGGAUACUGAUCGAGCAAUCGUUGGUGUUUCAGUUCAAGGUUAGCAACAACCAGGCCGAGUAUGAGGCCCUUUUGGCUAGGAUGGAGUUGGCAAGGGAUCUAGGAGUAAGUUGGCUGGAGUGUCAAACGGAUUCCCAGCUGGUCGAGGGGCAGAUGAAUGGGAUCUUCCAGGUGAAGGAUGAUCAUCUGUUGCAAUACUUCCACAAGGCCAAGCAACUGGCCACAUAUUUCAAAAGGUUUACGUUGCGACAUGUUCCCCGAUCGGAAAACGGCCGUGCCGACACACUGUUCAAGCUGGCCGGAGGAGUCGCGAAAGGGGGGUUAUCUACGGUGAUUAGACAGAUGGUAACCAAGCCGACGGUGGAAUGUUGCACCAUUAAUACCGGGGGAGCACAAAGUACCUGGAAGGACGAGAUAGUACAGUUGGUUCGGAGGCAGGAUGACGGGGGGGUCUUAAGUGCCGAGGAGGCCAAGAAGAUCGCUCGGUAUUGCUUGAUAGGUGAUGAGUUGUACCGAAGGGGUUACGUUACUCCGCUAUUGAAGUGUUUGCUGGAAAACGAAGCGGAGUACGUAAUGAGAGAGCUACAUGAAGGGGCGUGCGGGAGACAUACAGGGGGACGAACUCUACGGGCAAGAGUACUAAGAGCAGGGUUCUUCUGGCCGACGUUAGAGAAAGAUUGCAUGACAUUCGUCCGGAAAUGUGGAGCUUGCCAGAAACAUGGGAACGUUUUCCAUGGCCCAGCAGUGGAGUUGCAAGGAAUAAUGUCCCCUUGGCCGUUCGCCCAGUGGGGAAUGGACAUCGUCGGACCAUUGCCGACCGGGCGGUCUCAGAUGAGGUUUCUGCUAGUGGCAGUGGAUUAUUUCACGAAAUGGGUAGAGGCUGAACCUUUGUCAAAAAUCUCGGCCGCCCAAGUUCAGAAAUUUGUAUGGAAGAUUAUUUGUCGAUUUGGGCUGCCCAAAAUGCUUAUUACGGACAACGGUCGGCAGUUUAUAGAUAAGAAGUUGGAAGCUUUCUAUCGGGAGUGGGGAAUACCUAAUGUCACGAGUUCGGUUGAGCACCCUCAGACGAAUGGGCAGGCGGAGGCGAUAAAUAAAAUAAUCAUUCAGGAAUUGAAAAGGAGGUUAGGCGAAGCAAAGGGGGCCUGGGUUGAUGAACUACCGUCAGUCCUGUGGGGGUAUCGUUGUUCGCCCCACGGGGCAACGGGAGAGUCCCCAUUUAACCUGACCUACGGGACGGACGCGAUGGUGCCGGUCGAGGUGGGCGAGGAAACACUGAGAAGGAAGGGGAACGACCUAGCUGCAAAUGAAGAAGGUCUAAGGGGAAACCUGGAUGUAUUGCAAGAGAGAAGAGAAACUGCAGCGGUCCGGGCAAAGGCACUAAAGAGGUUGGUUGUGCGGAGGUACAACACUAAGGUACGGCCGAGACAUUUGGUCGAGGGUGAUCUCGUUUGGAGGAAGGUCGGGGAGGCUCGGAGGGAGAAGGCUCACGGGAAGCUGGCGGCCAGCUGGGAGGGGCCAUACAGAAUACGUGAAGGCUUGAAUAAUGGGGCCUACCGACUGGAACAUCUGGAUGGAAAGGCAAUUCCAAAUACAUGGAAUAUAUCUCACUUGAAGUUGUAUUUUAGUUAA
Molecule: messenger RNA, 2109 nt
Organism: Vigna radiata var. radiata (mung bean)
Lineage: Eukaryota; Viridiplantae; Streptophyta; Magnoliopsida; Fabales; Fabaceae
Exons: 1
Coding region: 1-2109 (702 amino acids)
Biological process (GO): DNA integration
Molecular function (GO): nucleic acid binding; RNA-DNA hybrid ribonuclease activity
Source: RefSeq, a predicted model, not a curated record